CGCGCAUUGACUGUAGCAUUGACAACACCACCCACAUCGCACAAGAAGACGACAACUAGCCUACGCUGUUUCAAAUAUAGAACGCCAAUAUCGCCAGCGACUAGAGAGAUUCAAGAGCGCGCCGAAGAUGGCUCACUUCCCCAAGACAUCCCGGCCCAAGCCUCCGCCGCCGGGCAACGAAGAAGCCAGCACAGUCCUCAACCUGGGCGAGUUCCAGGACGUUGAAACCCUCACGCUCUCCGAAGCCUCACUUGUGUUGAAUGCGAUUGUCCAGCGCAGACGCGAGCGCGCAGCCAAGGUCCGACCUGACGGCGCGCCACAAAUGAAUCUGAACGAGACUGAGAUGUUGCACACGACGCUGCAAUAUUUGGACCACUUUUCGCGGUUCACUAGAAAGGAGAACGUCGAAGCUGUCGAGCGACUGCUCCGGUCGCAUCGGGAGCUGGAGAAGUUUGAGCGCGCCCAGCUCGGCUCAUUAUGUUGCGAGAACGCGGACGAAGCCAAGACGCUCAUUCCGUCAUUGCAGGACAAGAUUGACGAUGCCGAUUUGCAGGACCUUCUCGACGAGAUCACGAAGCUACAAACGAAGUGAGGGGUGACUGCUACCGCGACACAUGGAAUUUUAAACGGACACGGUUUGCUUUUGGCGCAGCCAUCUGGGACGGAUGGCUACGCAAAGGGAGUUGCAUUUCUGGCGUUUGGUGCCAAAUCAAAAUGGAUUAGAGUCUCGUACCCUGUCGUGGUAACAUCACAAGUUUGCGUUGUGCGGUAUACGAUCGGUACCGGGAAGCCUGGGUCUGGUCACCGCUCAUCAACACUUUUGAUUUCCUAAAAAACCGACCAGCAAACAAGCAGAUACAUCUCUGUGCCUCACGCCAGCGAAUACGUCCGGGAAUCAC
Messenger RNA from Emericellopsis atlantica, 899 nucleotides. Its product is annotated as HRDC-like protein. The coding region runs from base 128 to 592 and encodes 154 amino acids. Gene Ontology annotation, biological process: positive regulation of translational initiation; mRNA export from nucleus in response to heat stress; nuclear-transcribed mRNA catabolic process, deadenylation-dependent decay. Gene Ontology annotation, molecular function: translation initiation factor binding; nucleotide binding. NCBI's taxonomy places the organism in Eukaryota, Fungi, Ascomycota, Sordariomycetes, Hypocreales, Bionectriaceae. The record is from RefSeq and is a predicted model, not a curated record. Gene Ontology annotation, cellular component: RNA polymerase II, core complex; P-body. The transcript has 5 exons.